Molecule: messenger RNA, 1704 nt
Organism: Meyerozyma guilliermondii ATCC 6260
Lineage: Eukaryota; Fungi; Ascomycota; Pichiomycetes; Serinales; Debaryomycetaceae
Exons: 1
Coding region: 1-1704 (567 amino acids)
Biological process (GO): peroxisome organization
Cellular component (GO): peroxisomal membrane
Source: RefSeq, a predicted model, not a curated record
AUGGAGAAAGAAAGCUACUAUCGUGAAAAAACUUCACGGAUGCUUUCCAAGAUGUACGACUAUACCAACAGUAUAGCAGAAAAGCAUCCAGGACAAAAUCGAGGUGUUGCUGCCACCACAGCCGCUGCUAUGCUCGAAGUCGGAUUGGAGCGAUUAAAGGAUGGUAAAGUUCCUGAGAACAGCACCGAAGGAGUGCCUUAUACGGAAGAAGAGCUCGAUAAUCUCAAGGAAUUGGCAUCUUCUGCGUCGGAAGACUCGAAAGGAAAGAGAGGUCUGGGCCAUUUUGUGGACAAGUUGAUGGAACGAUUACUCAAGAAUAAUAUUGCCAUGGACACCCCAGACAGUGAACUUUUGCUGCAACGAGUGAAUGAUCCUGAUCGAAAGAACCGUCCCGGCUUGUCAAUACUGGUAAUUGCUGGCAAUUUCAAAGCACUUAGUGGCCGGAUGACAGGGUUCUUUACCGUCCAAUAUGGAUUGAUCCAUAUAAUCACUUGGAGACACCCUUCCAAAACACUCACGUUUCUUGUAUUCUACACGGCUACAUGCUUAUGGCCUCAUCUCGUCCUUGCUUAUCCUCUUCUAUUCUUGUUGUUUGGUAUCAUGAUUCCGGGCUACAUUCAUCGUCACCCUAUGCAAACUCCAGAGUUGAUCAAGGUAAGAAAACGGGGUCAGUCUCUUCUCGAGUUUCUUUCUUCCUCGGACGAGACCAGUAUCGUUGACGAUAUAGUUGAAGACCGCACUCUUCGAAGCGCAGAAAACGAUCUUGAUCCAGUCAGCUCAAGGUCGUCUGACACCUCUUCAGCAUUUACCCAGGCACCAAUAUCUGCGUCCGCUCUCUCGACUUCUUCGAGCGAUGUCAACGAAAAGGUGAAAAAAGAUGAGAAGGCUCGGUACGUCAAGUCUCAGAUGAAGCUUUUGAUGAAUAUGAGAGACUUGCAAAAUCUCACCACAGAUUUACUCCAAGGUUUUGAUGCUGCCGAAGUAUUUUGGUACCAAACGGCAGGAUUCAAGGACGAGAGGUUGUCGACAUUCAUGUUCUAUGGAGUUAUUUUGGCCACUUCAAUUAUAUUGUUCUUAGGAACGUUUAUUCCUUGGAGACUCAUCUUCAUCCAGUCGGGCUGGGCAAUUGUGCUAGUUUGUCACCCACGAAGUAAAAAGUAUUUGAAGGCUUUGAGCGAGAACAAGAAGAGAAAAGCAGCAGCUAAACCGAAAAAAGUGAAAGAAGAGAAAGAUGAAGAUGGGCCCGCAGUAUAUGACAGGAAUGAUAUCAUCAUAGACGAUGCUCCUGAAGUGAGAAUCUGUGAAAUUUUCGAGCUACAAGUGAAGAGUUUGACAAAGAAUGAAUGGUCCUUUUAUUGUUUCACCAGCAGCGCUUUCGACGUCAAGAAUUCCACUAGAAGUGCUGGCAAGAAGCCUCAAGGCGUAAACCACUUAUACAAAAUACUUCCUCCUCCAGACUGGAAAUUUGAUAUGAGUUAUGCUGAUAACUGGCAUGUUGACAAAGAACCUCAAAACUUCUUAAAAGAAAGGUCGUGGGAUAAAUUGAAUAUGUUUGUGAUCAAAGAGGAUGAAGAUGAAGGGUGGAUGUACGACAACGAAGAUAUGAUUGAAAACAAGGAUGAGCAAUUCGAUUUCAGAAGACGAAGACUUACCAGAGAGUGUUUCCGAUACUCUCGCCCACCCAGGCAACCAAAACAUGACUAG